ACUCAUCACAUCAAUGACAUUUUUUAGAAAGUUAACACAAAAAUAUUUCCCCCUUAAAUCUUCUAAAAGUCAAAAUGAGAAUAUCUCGGAGAAUUAAAGAACUCCAUCUACAUAUAUUAAUACUCCGUAUAUGUAUCAAGUAUUACAUUAUCAUCCAUCGAAGAAUUAGUUGUGAUCGGAGACAGAAGGAGAGAUGGCGGAGGAAGUGAAAAACAAGCAGGUUAUACUGAAAAAUUACGUGACCGGAAUUCCGAAAGAGUCGGACAUGGAAAUCCGCACAACCACCGUUAAGCUAGAGCCCCCGCCGGAUUCCGACGGCGGCGUAUUCGUCAAGAAUCUCUACCUCUCAUGCGAUCCGUACAUGCGGACUCGCAUGCAUCUUUCCGACGGCGGCUAUCUUGGUGUGGAUAGCGCAUUCAAACCCGGCUCGCCAAUAGAGGGUUUGGGUGUGGCUAGAAUAGUAGAAUCCGGGAGCCCGGGGUUGGAAAAAGGAGAUUUGGUGUGGGGAAUCACAGGAUGGGAGGAGUACAGUGUAAUGAAUGUGAAGACGCUCUUUAAGAUCCAUCACACAGAUGUUCCACUUUCAUAUUACACUGGAAUUCUAGGAAUGCCUGGUGCCACGGCGUAUUUUGGAUUGCACGAGGUUGGUGCUCCAAAAAAAGGCGAGUCUGUGUUUGUUUCAGCAGCGUCUGGGGCAGUGGGUCAACUUGUGGGACAAUUCGCCAAGCUCUUAGGUUGUCAUGUGGUUGGUAGUGCUGGAUCCAAGCAAAAGGUUGAAAUGUUGAAGAACAAGUUUGGGUAUGAUGAUGCAUUUAACUACAAAGAAGAGAAGGACUUGAGUGCCACUUUGAAAAGAUGCUUCCCCAAAGGAAUCGAUAUUUACUUCGAAAACGUGGGAGGAAAGACGCUAGAUGCAGUGCUUCUCAACAUGAAUCUCCACGGGCGCAUUAUCGUAUGUGGAAUGAUCUCACAAUACAAUCAAACGAAAGGACCUGAAGGCAUUCAUAAUCUGAUGACUCUCAUCAGUAAAAGGAUUCGCAUGGAAGGGUUUAUGGUUGGUGACUACUAUCAUCUCUACCCUAAAUUUCUUGAAACGGUUCGUUCGUAUAUUAAAGAAGGGAAGAUUGCGUAUGUGGAAGACAUUGCAGAAGGUCUUGAGAGUGCUCCUAACGCUCUGAUCAAGAUCUUUACUGGCGCAAACGUUGGGAAGCAACUUGUGGUUGUUUCUCACAAAUAACUUUUAUUUUUAUUUUCGGAAUCCAUGGCCGGUCCCGUGAAUGAAUAAUAUCUGCUAGUUUCAUUCCCAACGUUAUUUGUGUUUUUUUAUUCUAAGAAUAACUCAGCACGGUGUUAAUGUACUAUAUUUCAUUUUCUGUCUUUCUAUUCCAUGCUUUCACAUUUUCAAAUAGCUUGAAGAAAGAAAACAAUGUGUU
Messenger RNA from Cuscuta campestris, 1433 nucleotides. The record is from the annotation of a GenBank genome assembly. Lineage: Eukaryota; Viridiplantae; Streptophyta; Magnoliopsida; Solanales; Convolvulaceae.